Molecule: messenger RNA, 3537 nt
Organism: Eleginops maclovinus (Patagonian blennie)
Lineage: Eukaryota; Metazoa; Chordata; Actinopteri; Perciformes; Eleginopidae
Gene: spata6
Product: spermatogenesis associated 6
Exons: 11
Coding region: 65-1504 (479 amino acids)
Biological process (GO): spermatogenesis
Molecular function (GO): myosin light chain binding
Source: RefSeq, a predicted model, not a curated record
AUCCGCUCCUCUGUCACUGUUGCUGUCUGGCAGCUAUGACAACGAACUUUGAAAAGUUUGAUGAAUGGCUUCGAAAAAGAAGAAGCUUUCCCCCUGUAAACCGCACAGAAAGUGUCUGAAAUGCACCGUAUACCUGGACAUUCACAAAGUCACAUGUCCAGGAGUGCUCCUGACUAGAUACAAAGAUAUCUACCUCAGUGUGUGCAUCAUGGGCCAGUAUAGGAAGACUCCCUGCCUGCCACCUGCCUUCCCUUUACGCUUCCACCACAAAAUGGUAUUUGUGAAGACUUUCCCCGGCGUUGUUGACCCUGCUGAUGUAGCUGACCUCCUGGAAGCUGACACAACAUCUUUUGAGCUGAUUCAGUUGGUGCCUCCAGAGGGUGAGGUGCUAGCUACCAUGGAGGAGAGCAGCAGAGAUUUCCUGUACUCGGGACCCAGACUGAGCUCCAGAGAAGGAGCUGCAGAGAGAGAGAUACUGAUGAGGAGAUCCUCCUCCUUUCCUGGAAUCUCCCCCAAAGUGGAGUUUGCCACGACAUCAGUCAUAGAAGAGAGUGAUGGAAGAGACAGCCGGCCUGCCUCGCCUACCUGCCGUCUCUCUCCAGUGAGGCCGACUUUAUCCCCAUCCAGACAGAGUCCAGCAAAGAAGUGUUCGCCAUCCAGUCGGCAUUUCUCUGAAGAAGAUGAUGCGACCCGUGUCUCUUUGAAAGGAGGGAAGGAAAGGCUAAAUGUUGAGGCCGGAAUAACAAACACUGCGCCAUCCUCACCCCCCAGACGCUCCCGUUCUUCAAUCCACUCUCGCCGAAGUCCUCAGAAAAUCAAGAAGGAAAGAAAACCCACUUCUCCGAGAGCUUCUGCAGACUACCAGCAGCCCACCGUUUCCUCAAGGACACGAGCCCUGUCCCCUUACACCCACCGCAGGAUGUGCCAGCUGUCGGAGGACGCCUGGCAGAGGCUCAGCCACCUGCAGCUGGGGCCGCACCGCUUCAGGAAGGAGACGGAGAGCCGGCAGCCCUUCCUGGUCUCUCGGAGCAGCAGUGCCUCUCAGACGGGAACUCCUUCCUCCUCCACACAGAGCGACAGCAUGCAGCGACGCUCUGUCAGCUUCACAGCUGAUCACACCGAUGCUUCCCUCCUGGGCAGCUACAGACCCAGAACAGCCUCAGUCAAAACUGGUUCUCUGAGGGUCCGGUCGUCUCCAGAGGCUCAGUCCAGACUCGAAACCCAGAACAAAAGCCCAGUGAGAGGGGCUUCCUUAGCUGAGCCCACCCUGAACUUGCCAAACUCCAGAAGUCCUCCGAAUCUCAAUACUUCACUCCGAGAAAGGCUACGGACCAGUCAGAUCAGUCCGUCCUACAGCGAGCAGAUCCACAGAAGAGUCCGGAGGAUUCUGCAGACGCACAAAACCACCUUGGAUCACCAAGUGACCUUUGACCUUCAAUUUCCUGAUCUGCGCACAAGGGGGCCAAGCGACAGACGCUUCGAUACAGACACGUUUCACCGCUAAAACACUCUGAAUCAAAACGUCCAAUCCAAAGUCUGUAGGAGUAGAUACACACACACUAACACACCUUCUUAACCUCAGGAUCACUCAGUUGAGCAUCUCACACACACAUCUUUGUUUAAAGCCCUUUGAUGUUACACCUUUCCAGGCACCUUGUUGUUGUGGUUACCCUUUGGACAGGCGGGGUUGCGUUCUAAGCGUAGCAGCAGUGCUUCCCCUCCCACUCAUCAGCUGGGCUUUUUUCCUCCAGAGCCUGGAUGGUGAGGCCACAUGGAGACGUCAUCUCAUUUCCCUAAAGCUGUGUGUGAAAUUGGCUCAGGUAUAAAGACGCUACAUUCAGUGUGUGUGCGUACAGAAGGAGACAUGGUGGAUGUAAGCUGCAGCUGUUAAGAGCUCAUCUCUCACAGCACAAAGACAGUCAAGAAGGUAGCCCAGAGACACUGAGGAGAUUUAACAGGAACAAAAGUAAUCCUGCAUCAAAGAGGAGACGCACAAAUUAAAACGGUCAUUCACAUCUAUAGUGAAACACUGAGAUGAGUGUCAGAGCUCAAAAUGAACACUACACAUGUGAUGGUUUCACUCAAACAUAGGCACUUUAUUAUCAACGUGCCCUCAUCAGAUUCACCCUGUAAAGCAGGAAUGACAUUUCAAUGAUAAAAAGGAACAUGUUUUCCUUUCUGCAGGAACACAAAGGUGACAGCUAUAGUGUUGGGCUUUCUUUGGUAAGCUAGAACUUAAUGGCAAUAUUAAUUCCCUUUCCUAUUCCUCAUUGACUCAAUCAUGAGUGCUGUGCAGAACCGUACUUCUCUUCACACUUUAAAUAACCCUCAAGCAUCUUUUUAAAAACUUUUAUUGCUUUGACAUGUCCGAAACAUGUACAUGUAGUUCAACAACACAGUUAGUUAUUUUGUAUUAAGUUCAAAAUGGCUUUUGUUGUUAUUAGCAGAUAUGACACACUGUUAAACACAGAGGAUUGUGAAUAGUCUUUUAUAUGAAGGCGUGACCAAAGGAGCUGGAGGAUUUAUAAAAACUAAAGUCCGCCAGCGUGUCCUCUCUCUUUGUGGAUCCUAACAGUGACUGACAAAUCAGGUUCCUUUAUACUGCAGUCAUUCUGCUUCUCCCUCACUUUUCUUUUUCAGGAUUACCAAAAGCAGUAACGUAAAGUUUAUACAUGUAUUAAGUGUUGUAACCUCAGCUUCUGGACUGUAAACAUCAUUUGGAAGAAAUCGUCACUAAACACAAGUAGCGCUAAUAAAAAGCAACAUUGAUAUUUCAUGGUACGGGGCAUAUCUUCAGCCUGAGGUGAGUUUAAAUUACAAAAACCAUUCCAAAUGUUUGUGCCGGUUGUCAAAGAAAAGUGUUUUAAUAUUCAGCAUCAGUGUAUUUAGAAAGACUACGAUAACUGUAAAGCACUACGUUGCAGGAUUACGGGUCCAUUGGAUUCAAAAGCACCGUUCUGCAGACUGUACAAAGUCUGGAUAGUGUCGAUGACACGCCGCUCAGAGUCCAUCAGUCUUCAGAUUUACUUCUUAUGGAAUUUACUCUUCUUCGUGUUCUUCCUGCCGGCGCCCUGUGCUGCUCUCUCCGUCACGAUGUGCUGGUACUUCUUCUUGUUGUUCCUGGGAAGACGAGAGAAUCGCACAUUUAGUAUAACGUAUAUCUGCAGUAAUGAAACACACCUGUACUCCAGGUGUUCCCGACUAUACUGUAUAUUGUGACCAACGUACUGUCUGAACUCGGCGUCGUUGAGCAGCUCCUCCACCAUGGUUCUCUUCCUCUGCUUCAUGGGAACUCGGGAAUGAUAGAAGUCGACGGGACUGUCCACCACCGUACCAACCUGAAACACAGACAUUAAAAUAUGUUAUACUCAAAUACACACAGGAUGUUAAAACAUAAAUACUGACAGUAUUCACAUCACAAGUUAUUCAACAGUAAAAUAUAACUUAUUUUUCUGAUUCCUGCAACGUUCUUGCCCUAUGAUAUUUAUUACAGUAUUUCAUGUAUUUUCUCUUCAUGUUAAGUAUAUUCUGUUGCAU